CGGUUCGGUAAAUACCAAUGCAAAACGGUAAAUACUAUUUUCAUUUGGUUAUUCGCUUGAAUUUGAUUUUAUUCCACUCGUUUGCUGGCAGAUCCAAAACGGCAUUUUUGAAUGCGUCAAUUGCUUCUUCUGGUGACUGGAAGCUUUGACCACGCAGUCUGUUUUUAAUUUUCGGGAAAGUAAAGAAAUCUUUAGGACUUAUAUCGGGACUAUAUGGAGGAUGGUCCAAUAAUUCCACGUUUUCUUCCGUUAAAUACUGCCUUGUUUUUUGGGCUGUGUGCAAGCUUGCAUU
Molecule: messenger RNA, 292 nt
Organism: Acanthoscelides obtectus
Lineage: Eukaryota; Metazoa; Arthropoda; Insecta; Coleoptera; Chrysomelidae
Source: the annotation of a GenBank genome assembly